Messenger RNA from Rhizoctonia solani, 2964 nucleotides. RefSeq names its product Retrotransposable element Tf2 protein. The coding region runs from base 1 to 2964 and encodes 987 amino acids. The transcript is spliced from 5 exons. NCBI's taxonomy places the organism in Eukaryota, Fungi, Basidiomycota, Agaricomycetes, Cantharellales, Ceratobasidiaceae. The record is from RefSeq and is a predicted model, not a curated record.
AUGACAAUGCCUGGUUUGGGCGAGAUGGGAGAGACUGAUUUGACUCCCUCUCAAAUCCAAUUGGGGUGGUCUGCCCCUUCUUCUCAAACACAUACUCCUGCUCCUGCGGCUGUGCCGCCACAUGUAUAUUCCCCCAUGUCUUUUGAACAUAUGUCUGAUUACCAAUCACGAAAUCAACAUAUCUUCUACUCAACCCAAAUCCAAGGAGCCGCUACUUCUAUUCAGGCUGUGCAAGAUCAGCUUAUCCAUCUAUCUCCCUCUCGAUCUACAGGCCCUCCUCCCCCACCUCCGCCUGCUGGCACCAGUACAGCCACAAACAUCCCUCCUGCCCCCGCAACAUCUUCCUCCGAUCUAAAAUUUGCUAAACCAAACAAAUUUGGUGGCAAAAAGGAAGACGCCCUAAAUUUCAUUAUCACCUGUCAGGCUUAUAUAAGGGCAAAAGGGGCCAACCAAUCCCAUGAAGAAAAAUUUUUAUGGGUUACAUCAUACUUUGAGGGAGCGGCUGAAGACUGGAAGAUAUUGAUGUAUUUUGGGCCAAAUUCACCAAACAUUAUGUGGACACCAAUUGUGAUGAAAAAUAUCGCCAAAAAUGGAACAAUUUGCGACAGAAGGCUUCACAAUGAAACCUUGCGUGACAAAUACUACGAUGGCCUCAAAAAUGACAUCAAGGACAUCAUGCUCUCCACCAUGUUCCAAUGGCGUCACGCCACAGCUCAACAAGUUUAUGAUAAGGCAGAAGAGAUUGCAAAUCAUAUCAAAUCCACUCGCCUGUCCAAUCCGUCGGUCUCCACUAUUUGCGCCCCUUCCUCUGCUACCCCCACUUCCACUUCCAACCCCACUCCCAUUUGUACUUGUCUUAAUGUUGGGGACAAUGUUUACAUGAUUGAUCCCACCACUCAUCGCGCCAAGAAAGGCGCUAUCACUUCCAUUGUUCAAACAACCUCCGGCAACAUGCCAAAUGUUAGAUGGAAUGGGGAAACAAAGGAUACUAUGAUUCCCUUCCCAUCUUUAAAAAAGGAUGAGCGCCCUGCUGCCGCUGCCCCAGUAAAGCCUAUUAUUGCCCCUGUCCCUGUUUUAGCUUCAAAUUCUAAGGGCCCAGGCCCCAUGGACCUUGAUGGAAGGGGCUUUGCAAAUCUCACCUGUCAUUUGCUCCCUGACGCAAAACCCCAACAUGGCCCCAUUUAUAGCCUAGGUCCAAGGGAGGAUGCAGAACUCAAGGAAACUAUUGAAAAGCAACUCAAGGCCAGAUUGAUUCAACCCUCAAAGUCUCCUAUGGCUUCUCCAAUCUUAUUUGUCAAGAAAAAGAAUGGAAAGUUACGCAUGUGUGUGGACUACCGGCGCUUAAAUAGCAUGACCAAGAAGAAUGUGUACCCUUUACCUUUGCCACAGAAUCUUAUUGAGAAGUUACAAGGCGCCAAGAUCUUUAGUAAAUUCGAUCUUAAAGCAGGGUACAAUUUAGUCCAAAUCAAAGAAGGUGACAAAUGGAAAACAGCCUUCAAGACAAAAUACGGAUUAUUUGAGUACUUGGUCAUGCCUUUUGGGUUAACAAAUGCACCGGCGGUUUUUCAAGACAUGAUGAAUGAAAUAUUCCGAGACCUUUUGGAUGUCUAUGUCAUUAUCUACCUGGACAACAUUUUAGUAUUCUCCUCAAAUGAAAGAGAUCACAAGGCCCAUGUGCGCGAAGUACUAAAGAGGCUACAGGACAAUGAUCUCUUCUGCAACAUCAAAAAAUGCCAUUUCCACGUCAAAAAAAUUGAUUACCUAGGGUUCAUCAUAUCAGAGUCUGGCAUAGAAGUUGAUCAGUCUAAAGUCACAGACGCAAUGGAUUGGUCAACACCUAAGAAUGUCAAAAAUGUCCAGGAAUUCUUAGGAUUUGUGAACUUUUAUAGACGAUUCAUCCCCAACUUUGGCAAUAUGGCACAACCCUUGUACAACUUGCUCAAGAAAGAUAGUGUUUGGAAAUGGGACUUGGCAGAACAACAGUCUUUUGAGGGUUUGAAAAAAUGUCUUACGUCAGCACCAUUGCUCCUACAACCGGAUACCACAAGGCAAUUCUAUGUGGAAUGCAACGCAUCAGACUAUGCAACAGGAGCCAUACUAUCCCAACGCAACUCUGAAGGGAAAUUGGCUCCAGUAGCCUAUCUGUCCAAAUCCUUAUCCCCUGCCAAAAAAAAUUACGAUAUCUUUGACAAGGAAUUGUUGGCGGUCAUUAGAGCAUUUAAAGAAUGGCGCCAUUUGCUAGAAGGAUCUGAAUUGCCAGUCCAAGUUCUAACGGAUCAUAAGAACUUGGAGUACUUUUCCACGUCUCAAUCUUUGAAUAAACGGCAAAUUAGAUGGGCCAACUUCCUAGUUGACUACAAUUUCCAAAUUAUCUACAGGCCAGGAGCACAAAACAAAAAGGCAGAUAUCCUCUCAAGACGCUACAAUCUGGUACCCCUUGAAGGGGGGGUAGAGAACCAGGUUCUCCUAAAACCGGAACUUUUUAUUGCAUCCAUAACUCCGGAUCAGGAAAUCAAUGAUCUAAUUGGCGAGGCCAUUUACAAGGAUGAUUGCCUUAAGGAAAUUCUACACAAACUCCAGAACAAGGAAAAGGUCUUAGACUGGGAGUUGAGAGAAGGUUUACUAUGGUUUCAAGGAAAAAUAUUUGUACCAAAGGAUGACACUAUUAGGAACCUCAUCCUGGAAUCUAGGCACGAUGCAUUAGCGGCAGGACAUCCAGGACAAGCUAGAACAUUAGAACUUGUCUCCAGGAGUUACUACUGGCCAUCGCUGAAAAAGUUUGUCAAUUCUUACGUCAGCCACUGCAAAACCUGCAUCAGGUCCAAGCCAACAAAUCAAUUACCUGUGGGCCUGUUAAAACCAUUGCAAAUUCCUGAACGCCCCUGGGAAGACAUUGCUUAUGAUAUGAUUGUGGGACUACCGGUUUCAGAAGGUUUUGAUGCUAUCCUGACAGUGAUUGAUUGA